This is a messenger RNA of Pelobates fuscus (common spadefoot toad), 2490 nucleotides long. RefSeq names its product extracellular calcium-sensing receptor-like. The record is from RefSeq and is a predicted model, not a curated record. The coding region runs from base 1 to 2490 and encodes 829 amino acids. Gene Ontology annotation, biological process: G protein-coupled receptor signaling pathway. The transcript has 7 exons. Lineage: Eukaryota; Metazoa; Chordata; Amphibia; Anura; Pelobatidae. Gene Ontology annotation, cellular component: plasma membrane. Gene Ontology annotation, molecular function: G protein-coupled receptor activity.
AUGAAGCAACAAGUCUUCUUCAAUGAGAGGCCACCAAUGACAUCAUGUAACAAUUUCUACUAUGAGAGCUAUCAACAUCUUCAAACCGUGAUAUUCGCUAUUCAGGAAAUCAACAGCAAUCCAAAUAUUCUCACUAAUAUUUCUCUUGGAUUUCAAGCAUAUGAUGCUUGCAACAAUUUGCAGCAGAGCAUGCAGGGAACGUUUCAGGUACUGACGGGACGCAGUACGGCCAUCCCUAAUUACCGGUGCACUGGGAAUGUCCCUUUAAGUGCUGUCAUUGGUCCAUCUGCUUCUACACAGUCUGUUAUAAUGGCACAUAUUCUAGGGCUCCACAGAUUCCCACAGAUUAGUCACUUUUCAACUAGUCCCCUUUUGAGUGACAACAAUAAGUUUCCAUCGUUCUUCAGGACUGUCCCCAGUGAUACCUUCCAGUCUGAAGGUAUUGUUCAGAUGGUAUUGGAUUUUGGAUGGAAAUGGGUGGGAAUAUUGGGUGUCAACAAUGAUUAUGGUCAACAGGGAAUUCAAUGGGUGAAACAAGAAAUAGUCAAGGCUGGGGCAUGUGUGGCUUUCACUGAGAAUAUUAUUACAAGUCAACCAGACCGAAAUGCUCCCCGAAUAGUUCAAGUGAUGAAGGAGUCAACAGCCAUGGUUGUGAUAAUCUUUGCAAGUGACCUAAAUGUAAUUCCUAUUCUGGAUGAGAUGUUGUUAAGAAGAAUUUCAAAGAAAAUAUUUGUUGCCAGUGAAGCAUGGUCCACAUCCACUCUUUUUAACAUGGAGAAGUAUUCUGGGUUUCUCAUUGGCACUCUUGGGCUAGCUAUUCCACUUGGGACAAUACCAGGACUUAAAGGGUUCCUUAACAAAGUUCACCCAUCUAUGACUUCAGGAGGGAGCUGGGCAAAGCUUCUCUGGGAAAAAUCUUUCAAAUGCAAAUAUUUAGAUGUUAAGAAUGUUACAAUGUCUACAUACACUGAUAUAAAGCCAUGUACUGGAGAAGAAACUUUGGAAAGCAUCCAGAACAAUUACAAUGACGUAUCUCAUUUAAGAGGGACCUACAAUAUCUAUAUUGCAGUUUAUGUUUUGUCCAGGGCGCUGGAAGAUCUUAAGUCCUGCAAAAAGGAAAAAGGUCUAUUUGUUCUUGGUAAAUGUGCUGAUAUUUUGACAUUCAAGCCAUGGCAGGCUUUCUCAAAGUGUUCACUUGAGAAACCUGUCAAUAAGCUCUUGAAUUACUUGAAGAAGGUGAAGGUUAAACUGAGCGACAGCAGAGAGCUUUACUUUGAUAGAAACAGGAACCCACCUGCUGUUUAUGACAUUAUAAACUGGCAGCUUGGCCUUAAUGGAACCGUAAGGCAUGUCAAUGUUGGCAGUUAUGACACAUCAGCACUUCUUGGACAAGUCUUCACCAUCAACACAAGUGCCAUAGUCUGGGGAACUGAAGACCAACAGAUCCCUGUCUCAGUCUGCAGUCAGAGCUGUCUCCCUGGUUUCCGCAAAGCACCUAAAAGAGGAGAGCCGGUCUGCUGCUUCCAGUGUGUCCCCUGUCCACAAGGCGAGAUCUCCAAUCAGACAGAUUCUAUCAGCUGCACCAAGUGUCCGUGGGAUCAGUGGCCAAAUCCUCAGAAGUCGCAAUGCCUUCCAAAACCCUUGGAGUAUCUCUCCUUUGGAGACCCAAUGGGAUUUGCUAUAAUGACUGGGAGCAUCACUUCCUCAUUGGUUCCUGCUUGUAUUUUAAGACUAUUUAUCAAGCAUAAAUCCACCCCCAUUGUAAAAGCUAACAAUUACACAUUAAGCUGCAUUCUUCUAGUAUCUCUUUCACUUUGUUUCCUAUGUGCUAUGGCUUUUGUUGGUUACCCUCAGCCAGUGAUGUGUCUUCUACGCCAGAUUAUGUUUGGCAUGGUUUUUGCCCUCUGCAUCUCUUGUAUUUUAUCCAAAACUAUCAUGGUGGUUUGUGCUUUCAUGGCCACCAAACCAGGCAGCAAUCUGAUAAAAUGGACCAUGCCUUGGGUGUCUUACAUUAUAGUUAGUAUUUGUUCUCUUGUACAAUUCCUCUUGUGCAUUACGUGGUUAUCUUUUGUUCCUCCAUUCCCUGAACUAAACACAGAAUCCCAACCGAGAAUUAUCACUGCUGAGUGUAAUGAAGGUUCACCCAUUGCAUUCUGGUGCAUGUUGGGAUAUCUUGGCCUCCUGGCCACCAUCAGUUUCAUUGCUGCCUUCUUGGCCAGGAGACUUCCUGACAGUUUCAAUGAAGCCAAGUUCAUCACCUUCAGUAUGCUGGCCUUCCUCAGUGUCUGGGUGUCCUAUAUCCCAGCUUCACUCAGUGCCCGAGGAAAAUACACAGUGGCCAUGGAGAUAUUUGCAAUCCUAUCUUCUAGUUGGUCCCUUGUAAUCUGUAUGUUUGUUCCGAAAUGUUUUAUUAUAAUGUUCCGGCCUGAUAGGAACUCUAGAGACAAUUUAAUACGAAAAAGCAGAGAUAAAUUUAUUGUAACUAAAUAA